AGCGUUUCACACAUCAACUCACUCAGAUGAAGUGAUCAAUGACAUUUCUCACUUUAUAUCUUCUCAGCCGACCUCCACCAUACACAAGUCGCGUCAUCUCCGGUUUCUUUCCAACGACUUCAAACCUCUUCCAACAAUCUGCACUUACAGCUCUAGCAAGUAUUUUGCACGCUUGUCUGCUGUACCAGUCUAACACUACACAGCGAGAUGCUCCUCACCAGAAACUGUUCGUGCGGUGACGGACACGUCAAAGGUGUGCGCAUCAACUGCACCGUCAGCCACAAACUCUACGAUCGACCUAUCUUCGAGGACGUCGUUCUCUGUGAUUGCUACGUCGCCCUCCUGCUCAAGGAUGGCGAAUCUUCUCAGAUCGCUCGCCGUAUCGGUACGCCUCUCCUCGCAAACCUGGAGUCUCAGCACAACAGAAUCCCAAACCACCCUAUGAACUGGUCGUACGCCUAUUACCUUCACAUACCCUGUGAGCUCGAGACCGAAGAGGAUAUCAAGAAGUGGGGCUCGCCAUCAAUCCAUUACUGGGAUCGGUAUGCUGGUGAUGCCGUCGUCAUCAGAGGAGACAAGGAGCCGCUGUCUGCCAAGUACCUCGAAGCACUCUCUGCUUGGUGUAUCCAAGAGAUGCAGCCAAAGUUCGGCGUGGCCAUGGAAGAGUUUGACCUCACUCCUAGAGACGACAGAAGAGAUGUGGUCGCUCUGCUCACCAAGGAGAACUUCGAGAAGUAUAUGAAAUCAUUUGUGAGGGAGGGCAAGACGGCAGACUACGACUGGCGCAGAAAGCUCGAGAAUGAGCAGUACCUGCGAUGGUGCAAGGAAGAAGAAGACAAGGAGAAGCAGAACAAGGAACAAAAGGAAGAGAUUGCUAAGCAUUGAGUGGUAUGCUAAACCUUAGAUCGGUUGGUCCGCCUGGAACGGAGGACCUGGGAGAAGAAAGUCAGAAGGCGGGACUGAACUAUCCGAGAACGGCAGAUUUUAUCUGAUGAU
Molecule: messenger RNA, 996 nt
Organism: Aureobasidium subglaciale EXF-2481
Lineage: Eukaryota; Fungi; Ascomycota; Dothideomycetes; Dothideales; Saccotheciaceae
Exons: 1
Coding region: 208-885 (225 amino acids)
Source: RefSeq, a predicted model, not a curated record